Molecule: messenger RNA, 1587 nt
Organism: Pestalotiopsis fici W106-1
Lineage: Eukaryota; Fungi; Ascomycota; Sordariomycetes; Amphisphaeriales; Sporocadaceae
Exons: 3
Coding region: 1-1587 (528 amino acids)
Source: RefSeq, a predicted model, not a curated record
AUGCGACGAUGUCUCGUGGCCCCAUUGGGCUUCGUGCGUCGCUACAGCCAAGCCAGCAGUGGCCAACAGCCACAUACCACACCUCUAGAGUACUUCAGCUUGAUUGUCAAAGGCAAGAAAACCGACCCGGCAAUUGUGACUGAAGAGCUGCGCAAAUUUGUCAAGACCAGGACCCAAUCAGGGCACUGGAAACAAGCAUGGAUUGCUGGUUCAGGGAAGUCGAGGAGCGCCUUGGUCCUGCUCGCCUCCAAGGACAUGGCAAAAUGCCUAGAGAGUCAUGAAUUCAUGUCGACUUUCUUGGAAACCGUUGCGCCUGCAGAGGAGUCCCACAGAAGUGCCACCAUAGACGUCUUGGCCGGUUUGACAGACGGUCUCCAGCCAAACGAACUGGGAGCCCGGCAACAGUCGGGGUUGUCAGUCCUGUACGGGCCCGAGAGUAUUUUGCCUCGCAUUUGGGAGCAGAAUGGCGACGCGGAUGGCCGUGAUGUGGACCGCGCAGCCUCAAUAUCCGUGUCUGCCGCCUACCCUGACCAACCCUUCAAUUCGCACAUCACGAUCCCCAUGGCCAACACCAUUUUUCAAAACGGGCGGCGGUCGACGCUGUUUGCCACGCGCUACGAGAGAAGCGCCUCCUCGGGCCGCUUCGAGGCUACCCUGAUGCAAGACAAGGCGCACCAGGACAUUGAGGUGGUCACGGACGGCGGCCCGCGGUUCACGCCUCAGCUCCCGCUGAUCCCGCUGACGCCGCCCCGGGAGAUUGUCGCGGGCCUGGGCAACAUUGUGCGCCAGGUCUUGGUGGACGGCCGGCCACAGCCCGCGUCCAAGGAGCUCGAGGACUUGAUCCCGCGAUUCCUGGCGCAACGCCAGAAGAGCCAUGCCGUUGGUGUAUGGGCCGUCGUGGUCCCACCGCACGUCGUGAAGAGAGACAAUGCAUUUGCGUCUAUCCAGCCUUACAGUGAACACUAUGAGAAUUUUGAAUCGGAAAAGAAGAUGGUCGAGAUGAACUGGGAGUGUUUGUCCCGGAUAGGAAAGCAUGGCCUGCGGAUUCACAAGAUUUUGAGCGGUGGCGGUGGGUGGGGAGUAAAACAGGGACUGCUGUCCCUUGACCCGGAAACAAGCUACAGCGCUCCUGAGCAAGAGGGCAUUGACGAUUUCAUCAGGGCGUUCGAGGCCCAGUAUGAGAUGAAGCUAGACAGCAAUAAAGCUCUCGCAGACCAGGAUCAAACCACGACGACAACAUCGUCUUCAUCAUCUGAUAUUGUGUCGCCAGGUUCGUACCUCAUCUUUUGCGCGCAGGCCGAUGUUGCUGGAGAGGACCUAGACGGCGUCAGCACGAGCGAGAGCCGCGGCUGGAAUUUCGGUGUGGCAGAGAGACACGAGGAUGCGUGGGACCGGCAAGUCGAGGAGGUCGUGGAGGAAGAUGCUGGCCCUGCGGUGUCGGCUGUGCCGGAGGCAUUCACGGCCAUGUCUGCCGAGGGCGUUUAUCUGAACCUGGGGACUCCAGGCGAGGCCAAGGAGCAUGCUGCGAUCUCCACAUUCCCGUACACGACCAAGAUUGACGUCCCGCAUGCGAUAAUAAGUCAUUGA